GAUAGUGAAUUAUUGUCAUAGUUUCAAAUGCAAAAUUUGAUUAAUCAUUUUAUCAGUAUAUUAAGAAAGGUUUACAUGCAAAACAUUUGUGGUCGACAGUCAUAAUAUUAGUCUAUCAGAUAUGAAAUAAGAUUUGUGUACAUUUUGAUUCACAAUUUAUGUGAUUACACUUUUUUGUCUGCAAGAUUUUAACAAUGUCCGAGCCAAAUAACCCAUUUGCUGGUUUGCUGGGAGUCCCAGAGGCGAAGGCAACAAGUAAUAAUACAAAUUAUGUGAACCCGGACGAAUCUUUACAAGACAACCCUAAGAAAUCACAAGAGGAUGAGGAUGCUGAAAUAAUUAACAACAUUGUUGAGAAUGUUUUUCACUUCACGAUAAACGCAAAUGCACUAAAGGGACCUCAAAACAACAGACAGUUGAUAUUCUUAGAAGAACUAGCUGAAGCGAUGAAACCUCGCAUUCACAUAGAUUUGGAGGCAUUAGAACAGGCACUGUUCGAAAGACUACUUUUGCCUGACAUUGAACUGUGUGUUAUACCCAAAAGUAAUAAAGUAUUUCAAGAACAUGUGGUUCAGAAGCAAGUGUUUUCGUAUUUGUUUAGCUCUAUUCAGACCCUUCAAUGUUAUGAAAACCAUAGUUCUAAUGUUGUGAAAAAUGGGGUGCAAAAGAUGCGCGAGCUAAUUUUCAGAAAUGCUGUAACAGCUCUUAAGCAACCAGCUCUGUUUGAGGGGCAAGACUUCACUACACAACUUGUAGAAUUAUUGAAACAUGUUGAUCCUCAAAGUCAUGCAUUCUUUAUCGACAUUGUAAAGGCAUUUGUUUUUGAUGGUGAAGAUGGUGUUCAGGAACAGUUGCGAGACACAAUGGUGCCAGUUCUACAAAUGCUACAUACUGAAGUAAACAAGUCCAAUAUAAUCAACCUUCCAAUCUACAUCCUACCAUCUAUACAUAUUUUUGCCAGUCAUCCAAACCUAGCACAAAUUUUAAUGGAAACAUGUGAACCAAAAAAUAAAACUAAUGGAAGGUUUUACCAAGACUCAGUAAUAGGCGCACUUCUGAGCCUAUCAGUUCUACCGAGAACAUCUUCCUCAUUCCAUCAGUUCUUUGAUAACCCAAUGGAUCAGUCUGCAAUAUCAUUGAUGGAGACAUCUAUUUGGAAUGCAUCUUCACAUCUCACUAACAAUCUGCACAAGAUAUUCCUGACACUGCUGAAAGGGGGUCCACAGAUGAGAAACCGUUUACUGUCAUGGAUUGGAAACUGUUUAAAGAUGAAUGUUGCUAAAGGCAAGCUGUGGAAUGUUCAGGCUGGUGAAGUAAGUGCAGCAACACUGAGCUGUGUCUCGGAUGGCUUCAUGUUGAACCUCGGAGCAGUACUUCUCCAGCUAUGCCAGCCAUUCUGCACCACUGCUGAUGACCCCAAAUCACUCAAAAUUGACCCCACAUAUGGUGCUGUACCUCCAGAAGAAUGUGAAGCCAAAUCAGUACACCUUGACUGCCUACACAGCGAGACGAGUCUGCUGCCAUCUAGGGAAGAUGAAAACAACCAGUCAUUGAAGAGGCCUACAGCUGAAACCUACAAUUUUGUUACUGAGUGCUUUUUCAUGACGCAAAAAUGUAUUGAUUUGGGAGUCCGAGUGUGCGCAGAGAAGCUCUACCGCUGCGGACAGGAGCUGGGGCGCGCGCAGCGAGCCAUGGCCGACGUGGGCGGCGCGCACCACCUGCUCGAGCCCAUGCGGCAGAGGACUCACCAUCUCAUGACCAAAUUCGUGAGCCUCCGCUGUGCGCUACUGGAGAGUGAAAUGCUGACCAAUCUAAACCGACUGCAAGCCACCACUUGCACUUGGCUAGUGCAAGUAGCUAUCCGACCCGAUCCCGCUACGCCGCAAACGAACUACGCGCCUACAAGUAUUGUACCAGUGGACAUGCCUAUCCGGACACCGCCACCUGAUACUUUACGGUGCAUCCCAGAAUUCGUGCUUGAGAACAUAGUGGUGCUAAUAACAAUGGCGCGGCGUACAGUCGGCGCCAUCACGGAAGAAGCUGACGUAGCGGGGUUAUUACAGCCCGCGCUCACGCUCGUGCUCACGUUCAUGGGCGACUCCGGCCGCACCUACAACCCUCAUCUAAGAGCUCGUCUAGCAGAAUGCCUGGAGGCGAUGUUGCCAAACCACCCCGACGAUCAGCAGCCAUUAAACAGUCUCGCAUCCUUCUACCGUGAGCAGUUGUUUAAAGAACAUCCACACAGAUUACAGAUGGUGCCCUGUCUACUGGACGUGUUCGUCGGCAUCGAGAUGACGGGUCAGAGCGUCGCGUUCGAGCAGAAGUUCAACUACCGCCGCCCCAUGUACCUUGUAAUGGACUUCCUGUGGACCAUGGAGGAGCACAAAGAUGUGUUCACUCGACUGGCCAAAGAAGCUGAAGCCAACAUGGAAGCGGUCCAUCCACCCAUAUUCCUACGGUUCGUCAACCUGCUUAUCAACGACGCCAUUUACCUGCUGGAUGAAGCGCUUGGUAAUAUGGCGCAGAUUCGGACGAUGCAAACUGCACAGGAAUCAGGCGCCUGGGCUAACCUAACCCCGCAAGAGCGCGAGCAGAACUUCGGGAACCUGUCCCACAUCGGCAUGCUGGCCCGCUUCGAUAACAUCCUAGGGCGAGACACCGUCCGCACCCUCGUGCGGUUAACCGCGCAUGCUCCCUAUGUGUUCUGCCAUCCCACGCUGGUCGAGCGGAUCGCGUCUAUGCUCAAUUAUUUCCUGUUACAUUUGGUUGGGCCUAAUAAGAAAAAUUUAAAGGUAAAAGACAUGAAAGAGUUCGAAUUCGACCCCGCUACAACAGUGCUGGACAUCUGCCGCAUGUACGUGGAGCUGGGCAGCAGCGAGCGGUUCUGCGCCGCGGUGUCGGACGACGGGCGCUCCUACUCGCCGCAGCUGUUCACGCUGGCCGAGGCCGUGCUGGUCCGUAUCGGCGGAGGUUCCUUAAUCGGAUCUCUCCAAGAAGUGGCCCAGCGCGUAGCCACCCUAGCUGAACAGAGACAGCGCGACGAAGAGAUCCUCGCCAACGCGCCCGAGGAGUUCCUCGAUCCCAUCAUGAGCACGCUCAUGCUCGACCCCGUCACGCUGCCGUCCUCGCGCACCACCAUAGACCGCACUACCAUCGCCAGACACUUGCUAAGUGACCAGUCGGAUCCCUUCAACCGAUCGCCGCUAUCCAUGGAUCAAGUGAAAUCUAACGUCGAACUAAAAGAGAAAAUCCACGCGUGGAUCGCCGAACAGAGGCAGAAAAUUGCUCAACCCCGGACCAGCGAUACAUAGAUUUUACAAUUUUGUAUGUUGCUUGUUAGUAGACAUACUAGACGUCCUAGUAUCGUCAUAGUUAGUUUUUAAUAUUGUUCGGCCAUUCUUGGCAACAUCGAGAGCAUUUUCAAGAAUGGUAUAACAGUUUUUUAGGUGCGUCCAGAUCUGGCAAAUGCGCUGCUUGAUACCAUUCAGGAAAGGAUCGGUAAAUAUUUGUGUGAAUUUUCAAGUACGUUGUUAAGAGCCGGUGCAAUGUCGCAAAUGGCGCGCUUCCGGCGCAUUUGACAGAUUUGAAUGGACUUUAAAAUUGGGGAGUCUGUAAGAAAUGCAAUCGGUAUCAUAGAAUAAUCGUGUCUGAAUUAUAUCAUUGAUUUUUACCGUUUAUAAACAGCGUCGGCAAUUUGACUUUCAUUUUGUCAGGUUGAUGAUGGCACAGACAACUAAAUUAUUAGACAUGCAAAGUGAAAGCAUUAAGCUUUAUUGUGGGGUUCUUGUAGAGCGCGAUAAUUAACCGCGCGGUCAUUGUUAGCUUAAGCUAUAAAAUAAGUUUUAUACUUGUAAGUUGGUGUGUGUAGGAUUUUCUUCACACCCUGUCCUCAAGUACAGCGUAUAAGGGUAAGCUUGUGACGGUGUCCUAUUGACCAUAGCUGGAUAUCCACCGAACGAACAAAAACACUCGUCUGCUUCAAUACGCAUAAUGAUCGUGUUGUACAUUAGAAAACUAGUUCGAACGUGUACUUUAAUCAUGAGAGAAUAUGGCAUAAACUUGAAUGGCUUCCCCCUGAAACGUUCUGUAGAUAUCCAAUUAUGUAUAGUUAGGUACUAGUUGCCUAUGAGCAUUCAGCGAGUAUUAAGGCAUUAAGGGCCGAUUGCACCAAAUCGUCUGUCAGCGUCAUCAUACUCGUAGUAAUGCUUCCACGUCUACAUGUUCACGUUCAGUGUGGUAGGAAAGUAAUAAAAGCGGCUUGUGAACGGACUGGCGAUACUUUAAUGCAGAGCAAAUGCGCUUUACUAAUGUCAGACAUAUGCCUAAAUAGACAUCGCAUGUAAACCGAUUUGUAUUCAAACUAAAAGUGUCACUUUAUGGGUGACAUUUUAUAACAUUACAAAGGUAAAACAUUGUUGUGUAAUAGACAUGCAGUGAUAUUUAAAACAAGAUGGUGUAAAGCAGCGUUUGCGCAUUUAAAUGGGUUAGUACGUUUUGGGAAUGGUUAGAGUUAAAAAUAAUGGUCUAUUUAGUGCAUAUUCGUUACUUGUAGGUGAUCUAUUUAGAUAUAUGUCUGUGGCUAAAAAUUUCCAAGAACACCAAGAAGAAGACAUAAAUAAGGUCAAUAGGUAAGUUUGGCAUUCGGGUAAGUGUGGCUGGCCGUCCCUUUGGGCGUGUUUACGUAUUGAUUAGUGUUUUUGUUUAUUUCGAGUUCAUACACUUACCACUAAACGCAAGUAGCAAUCGGAUGAACAUGAACUCACAAUGAAUACUAAUCUAUGUGUAAACAGACCCCAUCCCCAAUGUGAAGGCCAUCCACAUUUGUCCUUAUGCCACACUUACCUGUAUCAACCUUAAUUCUGAAUGUUAGUUGUAUAUUAAUGUGAUGUUUUCAUGUCAACCCAUGGUACAUUAGCUUGUUUACAUAAAAUGACUGUGUUCGACCAACAUUCCCCUGUAUGAUUUUCCAUUCAUUCAAGUUAAUGAAAGUAACAACAUUAUAACGAUGAGAACGGUGCAAUUUCAUUUGGUGAACUAUUUUGUGAUAGCUAUAGUAAUAUAGGUUGUUAAAUUUAUUUGUAUUUCAGAAUGUAUUUAUCGUUUUAAUAUAUAUUUAUUAGGUAUUUUUAACUAAUGAAGUAUUCAAAAUUAAUAUGCACUGAAUUUAUUUAAGUGAUAAUGAGAUAUUUACUAUUUUAUAUAUUGAUUUGAAUGCCUACGUUUCUUUCCCUGCCCACUGUUUUUUGUACAAAUGAGUACAAAUUAAUUUGUUACAUCAGUCGAAAAUAUUUAUCAUUAUGACUUGUGCCAAUAAAACAUAGACAAUGUAAGGUUUAUCAUCUGGGGGCCUACCGCGAAAACCGAAAUACGCAAAUUGCGGGAAUCUAUCUCUUUUACUCUCAAUAUGACGUAAUUAGAGUGACAGAGAAAAAUGCUCGCAAUUGACCAACUUUGAUUUUCGCGGUUAUAGCCCAGUGCUCAAAAUAAGCGAGCUACGCACACUUCUGGGACGUAGUAAAUUUCUUGAUAACGAGAUUGAAAGACAAAACAGAUUCGUCAGCGUUUGUUGUAACAUUUGAAAUUGUCGGAAAAAAACUAAUUCGAUUGACUGCGCGUUAUGGGUCAUGGGCUAUGAGUUUAAUUUCGAGUGGUGUAACAACGUGUCCAAAUUCUCGGUUCGCCUGAGAUGCGUCUACAUUUUAAGAUUACAUUGACAGUACCAGUUGGAUAAAACCACUCAUGGGACAUUUUGCAUGCACGGUAAGCACGUAUUGUAUUUUCACGGUUGUCGCUUACGGUAUUAGCUACGAUCGCAACGCACUAAAAUUUGUAUUUAAUUAGCCAAUAGGCUGCGAGUGCGUGGUAGGAGAACUGUAGGUGUGACGUAAUUAAUGGAUGACCCCUAUAAACUUUCGUGGCCUCAAUUUUUCAUAGUAAUUGACAUGUCAACUGUCAAGUAGCUUUUAUAUGUCAUAGCCGCAAGGCGGGCGCCACUGCUAAACACAACCAGCAACAAAAGAGCAGUAUGGAGCGACAACUGAGAAACUACAUUUCCCGUACUUACUCAGCAUUUUUACUUUGUGUUCAUUUGUUUGCAUUUUAUAUCUAAAGCAAAUUGGGAAUGCGGCACAGCAUUGUGAUGAAUGUCAAUAAAACAGAAAACAUA
Messenger RNA from Cydia pomonella (codling moth), 6166 nucleotides. RefSeq names its product ubiquitin conjugation factor E4 A (gene Ube4A). Gene Ontology annotation, cellular component: ubiquitin ligase complex; cytoplasm; nucleus. The record is from RefSeq and is a predicted model, not a curated record. Gene Ontology annotation, biological process: protein polyubiquitination. The transcript has 16 exons. Gene Ontology annotation, molecular function: ubiquitin-ubiquitin ligase activity. The coding region runs from base 195 to 3311 and encodes 1038 amino acids. Lineage: Eukaryota; Metazoa; Arthropoda; Insecta; Lepidoptera; Tortricidae.